Molecule: messenger RNA, 279 nt
Organism: Paraglomus brasilianum
Lineage: Eukaryota; Fungi; Glomeromycota; Glomeromycetes; Paraglomerales; Paraglomeraceae
Source: the annotation of a GenBank genome assembly
AUGAGACAGCAAUUUGUGGGAGUGGUUGUAGGAACAGCCAUGCAACUGACAGCGAAAGUGCGAGUUGCUAGCCAGAGAGUACAUCCUAUUGUACACAAAUUAGUAACAAAACAUAAGAAUAUCCUUGCGCAUGAUGCUGAACAAGUAUGCUCUGUGGGCGAUGUUGUAAGAAUCGAGGCUUGCAGACCAAUAAGUAAGAGAAAAACGUUCAAAGUUUUAGAGAUCAUAAGACGUGCUAAAACGUGGACUGAUCCUGACAACGAAGAAGUCAAGCGAUAA